This is a messenger RNA of Ectocarpus siliculosus, 1018 nucleotides long. The record is from the annotation of a GenBank genome assembly. NCBI's taxonomy places the organism in Eukaryota, Phaeophyceae, Ectocarpales, Ectocarpaceae.
UUGGACCUGCGCCGUGCGACUGCGGCCGUGAGCAGAGAAGAGAAACGGUGCAAAAAUGGGGAUCACUGCCAUGACGGUCGGCGGGGCGUUCGGGAUCGUGGCCAAGGGCACCGUCAACAGGCUGAUGAAGGUCAGCCUGCGCAGAGCGCCUUGGGAGUACGUGCUGGGCGCGGGAAUCGGUGCGUACGUCGGGAACAAGAUCCCGCAGUGGGAGGCGACCCUGAUCUCGGACAUCAACGAGAUGCGGGCAGACCGCAACAUGCCCCCCGCGACACGCGUGGGCGGCUACGAGUUCGGGUCAAGCAUCACGGACAGCAAAUGAACACACUCAUCAUCGUUGCUGUGCUGCGUCGUUUUUUUUUUGGGGGGGGGUGCGGUAGACUCCACACCGUGUUGUUUGUGUGGUUCGACGAGGUCUUCGAAAGGGCUAGUUGGUGUGCGCGGGUGUAGGAAGUCGCGACUUUUCUUGUGCUGGCAAGUGAAGCGAGCGGGCAGUCCCUCGGAUUACGCGUCGUGAGGGAGUCGGCGCGUAGUUGAUUAGCCUAGCCGUUGUUUCUUUGGGGGAGGCUUGCCGAUUCUCCCAGAGCUGGCGCAGAACGCGCUUAUGGCGAUGUCUGGGUAGGAUAGAUUGUUGUGGAAAAAGAAGAGAAGCAAUUAGUGCUGCGGCUGUUGUUUGCCCAACGGGUGGAGAUUUUGGCUGGUCUAGGGUCGGGAUCAAGAUCUAGUUGCAGGCCUGCUGCCAUGUAACCUGCAUCGAGGUGCCGCCGCCGCCGCCGCUGUCUUGAUUGUUUAUAGGCGUGCGGGGGGGGGAGCGGGGUAGGGGGGCGGUCUAAGCGUCUUCCUCACAAUCGGUACGUACGGUGGGAGAUCGAAUAGCAGAGUCAUGUGUGACGUCCCAGCUUUCUGAGGCUGUGGCCUGCAUGCAGAUCUAUCUCGCUCGGUGUUUCUUCGAGACUUGUUCAUCUUGCUUCUACAAAUCAGACUUGUUGUCUGCUGGCGUAUGAUCCUUUCAAACGGC